Molecule: messenger RNA, 1818 nt
Organism: Penicillium hordei
Lineage: Eukaryota; Fungi; Ascomycota; Eurotiomycetes; Eurotiales; Aspergillaceae
Product: F-box protein
Exons: 1
Coding region: 1-1818 (605 amino acids)
Molecular function (GO): protein binding
Source: RefSeq, a predicted model, not a curated record
AUGCUCUCCGAGCUCCCAUCGGAGAUCAUAUAUCAAAUCGCGACACAUCUCCCAACUGCCAAUGCAUUAGCCCAUUUGUCCCAGACAUGUCACCGACUACAUGAUAUUGUUACAGCUGAAAAUUCUCGGAUCUUCCGAGCAUUUGUGCGAAGCAAAUUCCCAUCUAUCGAAACACCGCCGUUCUGGAAAGAUGCAGCGCAAGCUUUGACCUCCAGGUCCCGGGCAUUGGACAGGAAAUCCAUCAUCGGACGAUUUGUUGUGCCACCUGAAACUGCGACUCGAAUCGGUUCUCACGAGGUAAUUCGCCAGGACAAUCCGACUCUUGGGUAUAGACCUGCAAUUGAUUCUUACGAGAUCUGGAAUGGCCAACGUUGGGCUGAUAGGAAAGAGGUUCUUGCCUGGGGUGCUGCCAACCAGCUUGUGAUGAGGAUCAAGCAAACUGGUGCUCGCUCGCAAGAAGACUGGCUUGUGUUCAAUGAUAUUGAUCAUAUUAGCACAUAUGAUGACAUUUGUUCUCUGCAUCUUUUGUCCUCGGGGAAUCAAUACAGCAAUGAUACCAGCGUGGAGCAUCUGAUCUUUGGUCGGGUUCGAGGUGAUAUUGCUCAUCUUGUCAUCUCUCCCAAUGAAGCAACAUUUGAGUACAAGCAGAAGUUCAUUGCACAUGGACUAAGACUCGAUAAAACUGAUCUGAGCAGCGAUACCGAAUCUACUUUGGCUGCUCAUUUUGAAAAUGGAUCCAUCGCUUUCUACCAUACCGAGACCGACAAAGAAGAAAUAGAGCCAUUCACAUGGCUUAUCCCGGAAGGCUCCUCGCGAAACAACUACUCGAAGCUGCUAUCCUCGUCGCUGGUAGCAGUCGGAACCGGAAAUGUAGAAAACUCCUUGUCCAUCUCGAAAAUCACCCCAGACGGCGUUUCUGCAUAUCGACAAAUCGGAAUCGGCUCUUUAGACACCAACUCCACAAACCUCAAUUCCAAUGUCAAUAUCGGUGCCAUUGAAUCCCUCAAUAAGCAUAACUUCGCAGGCUCCCCGGGCGAAGUCUUCCUAACCGCCUGGGACGACCACACCGUCCGACUCCACGAUCUGCGCUCUCCAAGUCCCUUCGAAGUCUCCUACAAAGAUGCCACAGACUUCAACCCAAUCUACAGCCUCCACGGAUUCGGCCACGACCACUUCCUAGCCGGAGCCGGCGGCGAAGCCGUAGUAAAAAUCUUCGAUCUGCGCAUGUGCAACACCUACAGUUACCUCGACGCCCAAGUACCCGCCUCGCAAUCACAGAGCACGCAAACGACAAGGAAUACCAAAGCCAACACCAACCUCAGAACAAACGCAAAACCCCGUCCUAAAAGGGGCUUUUCCAUGUUCCUUUCCUACCCACCACCCAAAAUAUUCCCCCAACAAACCCCACCCCCAACCCGCACCCGCCAAAGAGGUCCCUACCGAGGCCCCAUCUACACAAUGUCCUCGCCCUCGCCUUCCUCACCAACCGUCUACACAGGUAUCGUGGAUGGGGUCGUCCGGCUUGAUUUUGCGUCUACGGAUGACCUAACCGGUCCGCAAAAAGAGUGGUACGAAUAUAAUCUGGACCUAGGCGUGAAUACGGGUUCCGGGGAUUUACCACGCUGGAACGCCGAGGCGUUCAAUCUGGCUGGGUAUGAGCGUCCGGAUGAGGAUGACUUCGCUACUAUUUCUAAGCUGAGGAGUCAGCGCACGUUUGCGGAUCUUGGGCCUGGGGAUGUGGAAGAGACACAUACGGGUUGGGAUUAUAGGUGGGAGAGCUUGGAGGAGCCUGGGGCUUGGAGGAGAAGGGAUGGGUAG